CAACCUUUCACUGCGCAAAAGUUUGUAACAACACUUUUAUAACAUCCCUUUCCUGUUCUGACCUUUAUGGAGUAUGUUUGUGUUCUUGCUUCUCAGAUGGCUAAAUGAAGUGGUUUGUUUUAAAGAUGAAUUUUCAAGAUGGACUCUAACUACUUCGUAAUGGUAUAAUUAGUUAAUCAACAGUUUUAGCUCUGUUGAAUUUACAUUCUGACACCAAAUGAAAUGAAAAGAUUAAGCAGGAGGUUUAUCUAAGACCGAAAGAUGAAUCUUCUGUUGCUUUGUACAAUGCUUGUUCUUGGAACGACAAGAGGAAACGAUUACAAUUUUGAUAAUUCCAAAAUAUGUAAAACAGUGACCGAUCUUAACACAGAUGAACCGUUCCUCGAAUGUAUGUGCGAAGACCGUGAAAAUUUCAUUGUGGAUUAUAUUUUUGAUUUUUCAAUCACUCGUAUAGUUAUCAAAGGCUGUGGAGAUGUUCGAAUUCCUUUUGCUUCUUUAACUAAUCUACAGCUUACAGAAAUUGAAUUUGCUGAUCUAAAUAAACUUACUAUCUUUCCUUUUGCUUUGUCAUCAGUACAAGGUGUUUCAAUUUUAAAAAUAUCUGAUGUUGCUGAUUUAAAUAUCAUACAGCAUGCUUUUGUAGGGCUGUAUAAUAUUGACCAAUUCAUCAUCAGAAACGUAACAGCAAACAUUAUUAAAUCAGAUGCCUUCAGUGCAAUUUCAGCAGUUAAUCAGUUCUUGAUUGAAGAUAGCACAUUCCACGAAGUAGAGCAGUUUGCAUUCGCUAUUCAAAAUAUUACAACUUUCAAUAUCAUAAACACUGAAUUCCAUACAAUGGCAAACUAUUCGUUAUUGUUGCACAAUGUUAAGGAUGUUCUUUUUGACAAAUGCGUGUUUCAUGAGACUGAAAAUGGCUCAUUUGUGUUUUCGUUUGUGGAUUCUGUGUGUUACAAGAAUUGUCAAUUCUCGGAAAUCGAAACGACUGCUUUCCACAGUAAUCCUUUAAAUGUGUUUAGCAUUACAGAUUCAUAUAUAGAAAAUCUGAAACCAGAGGCAUUUGGAGGUCUUGAUAUACAACAAUCAUUUAUUUUCACAGAUAAUACUGUUGAUAUAACUUAUGAUAAUUCGUUCAGUAUUUUCGCUACAACGUUUAAUGAAAUCAAUAUGAGUUAUUGUUGUAACACUUUUACAUGCGACUGCAACAUAUUCUGGAUGUGGGGUUUGAAAUAUCUCGAUAAAAAUAAUACAAUGUUAGAAAACAGUUACUGCAGUGAUAAAAAGAUUCCUAUAACUUCAUAUAAACCAGUAAUGGAUUCUAACAGUAACUGCAUGACUCUUGAAUUGAAAUACCAACCGAAAAAACAAUCCUUAGAAGCGGAUAAAAUAACCGCAGAUUGCAAAGGCGAUGAAUGUCUUUCAAGUGCCAUUUCAUCUGCUGGAUGGCAAAUCAAGUUAGCAUUCCGAACUGUGUUAUGCUCACUGUUCAUCAUCAAGUUAUUGCAAUCAUAUAACAUUAAUUCAUAGGUUACCAUGCAGAUCAUAUGCGAAAUCAAUUUUAGAAUUUAAUUGGUUAGGGAUGGUAAAAACCAUUUCAUAUAAAUUAGUGUGAGGAGUGUUUCAUAAAUGGAUUAAAUUGAAAAGAGCGCUUAAACUUUCAGAGAACAUUUAAGUGGACAAAAACUGCAUGUAUAAAGAAAGCAAUAAUAUGCAGGUUGAAUAAAAACCUACUCGCUCCGGAUUAAAGGUUGAUAGAAUACUGAAUGUAUAAAGAAAGAAUUAAUAUGCAGGUUGAAUAAAAACCUCUGCGCACAGGAUUAAAGGUUGAUAGAGUAUUCUAUAAGAAGCAUUCGUUUUUGUAGUUAUGUGCUGAUUGAGGUGCUCCAUUCAGGAGCCAACGAAAAAAAAUAUAUAAGAGGAAAUAUAACUUGUUACUUUACAGCAUCGUCGGCAAGUGCUUUAACAAAACAAUUGGUCGAAGUUCCACUCACAACAGUAAUACAAACUUCGAAGUAUUGAUGGGAUGUUCGAACAUUAUUUUUGAAGAGAUUUCAUUUAGUAUCUAAUCACACGAAAUUCCAUGGAAGCUGCUGUUUUGUAAUAAAUUUCUGACUUCUUUAAAAUUCUGUAUAAAUUAUUUUAAUGUCAAAUAUGUCUUAUUGUUUAACGUUGAAACUGAACGAUAUUAUUAUAAAAAUCGUAAAAAAAUAUAUACUUGGCAAAAAAGUUAUUUGUAAACAAUUUAUGUUUGCUUACAUGUUUAUCUGUCGAGUGUUUGCCUUAAUCGGUCAGUUCUGUCCUUACCUUCUUGUGAAAAAAUAGGCUUGUAAUGUAUUUUUCCUUCCUUUGAAAUUUUAUCCAUGAAUUCUGAUAUAUCCCAGUUAUUACAUGAUUUUAAAAUGCUUAUGAGUGACAUGACUAGAAUUAUCUGCAUUCAUUCAUUGUUGCUCCAAAAUAACUGCUAACUGAAAUAGUUAAGCUUUUUGUUAUUAAGAAAUUUAAUUUUAUGAUAAAUCCUGAAUACCUGCUUGAGAAUUUAAUUUGUUGAAAAAGAAACAAAAUUGCCUUUAUAAAUCAAAAAUCGGUUAAUAUUUGUAUCAUUUAAAUUAUUUUAUACGUAAGUAGUUUAUUCAGUGGAUUUGUUUCCUUUGUGAAACAGAGAACCGAAUGUACAAAUGUAUCGUUAACUGCAAAACAUUUUUCAUGCGAAGAAGUGAAAUGUUUCAUUUUUUAUUAAAUGAAUAUCAUAAUUUUUCAUUUCACUUUUGUUUCAUUUAAGUAUAUGAAAGUGUUAAAAUGCUCUCAAAAAUAUUUUUGUAAAAAAGAUUAGUAUUAAUCCUUGAAGUAAGCCUAUACAAUACAGUUUUAGUUAGUUCUUCACAAAAAAUAGUAUUUUAAAUUCUAUUUCUCAUACUUUUCUGUAUUUUACAUAGAAUUCCAUAUUUAGGAGUAUUAUUUAAGUAUUUAAUAUUUAAAAUUGUAAAAUAUCUCAAUCGAAGUCCUAUAAGUAUCGAUAAAAUGAUUUGUUUGUAUUUAAUUUGAAAAUGUAUUUAAUUUGUAAAGGCAAAAUAUAUGUGAAACAUGCAUCAUUUAUAAAAAAAUAAAUCAGAAUUUGAGAAUAUAAGUAACUCUUAAUAGUUUUUUACGGUUUAAAUAUGAAUAUUAUUCCGCAAAAUAUAUACAUACUGUUGAUAUAUCAUAGUCAUAUCAUUUUGUAAUGUAUGCGUUUCAUUUCUUAUGUUUCCAUCUUCUAUACAUGCGUAAAUGAAACGGAAUGUCUAGAACAUGUUCCUAUUUACGAUGACAGUAUUCUAUGUACUACUUAUUUCAUUCAUUAAAUACUUGUCUAGUAUUUGCAUUGAUAUUAUAGGAUUAAAGAAUUCUUUUUAGUAAUUUUGUUUACUGUAACGUAAUAAUUCCAUGAAACAUAUUUUAUUGUGGAAAAGAAAUUUGUUAAAAACAAAUGUUGUUUAUAAAAUAAAGAAACGGAAAGAAUGAAAGAAUUACAUUAUCUUUUUUUCUAUGUGAUGAUAUUUUAAAUCAACUGCGUACAAAUAAAAAAGAUGGAAAAAAUCACAGACUUUUACUGUA
Argiope bruennichi is the source of this 3588-nucleotide messenger RNA. RefSeq lists its product as uncharacterized. The record is from RefSeq and is a predicted model, not a curated record. The transcript is spliced from 3 exons. Lineage: Eukaryota; Metazoa; Arthropoda; Arachnida; Araneae; Araneidae. The coding region runs from base 262 to 1524 and encodes 420 amino acids.